ACUUACUGCACGGCUCUUUAAUUAGGGCACCAUGGACCCAGUGCGACUCUAUGCGCAGUGCCACUGCAAAAAGCAGACGUUCCACGUCGACGUGCCCAAGAGCAGCCUGCCCCUGGUCAAUGAAACAUGCCACUGCGACGACGACCGCCACAUCACUGGACUGCUCGCAGGCGACUUUGCCAUCUUGCCUCCAGAAACGCAAGUCUUUGAUGAAGACAGGAUACCGAACGGACUCUCGCGGUACAUGAAGCCAGGCGGGAGGGUCCGCUGGUACUUUUGCCAGACUUGCGGCGCGCACAUCGUUCAGAGCGCUCCCAAAGAAGACGGCGGAACAAAGUGGCUCAUGUCUCUGGGCACCCUCUACCCGCUGGAGCUCCCCGACGGCACAAAGACGACGCAGCUGCAGCGCCAUUCAUUCGUCAAGUACGGCCGCGACCUGGGCGGUCUCGCGCGCUUCUUGCCCGACGGUGUGCCUAGAUAUGCGGACGGCACAUCAACCGAGGCGAUAACCGACCGAGACGUCGCGACAAAGGAGGAGGAGGAGGCCAUUCGUCAGGCCGCCGAAGCACGAACUCUGCCCCUUCGCUGCCACUGCGGCCAUGUACAGCUGGACGUGCAUCGCCCUUCCUCGUCGCCGGUCCCGGAAGCGUUCAAGGGGGCCGUGGUAGGGGACAGCUGGCUCUGGAACUUCUGCCUCUGCCACUCCUGCCGGACCACUUCGGGCUUUGAUGCAAGCUGUUACUUUUUUGCUCCCUACACGCACAUCACUGGCUCAUCGUCCAGCAGUCACCCCACCGACGGCCUCUCCACAUAUUCGUCCUAUCCUGGGCGUAGGAGACACUUUUGUCCCACUUGCGGUGCUUGUGUCUUCUUCGACCGCGCCGACCGGGGCGAUCUCUGCGAUGUCUUUCUCGGUUUGGUCGAUGUACCGCUCGCCGCCCUGUUCUCGUCCUGGAUUCGACCGGCCAAGAAGAUGUCAUUCUGGGCGUACGCCAAGAACAAGGAGCUGGCUCAAACGCUUGCCAAAGGGUUCUGCCCAGACGAGGACCUCAGCCUCACCCAAGCGACGGCAAAGGCGUCAGCAGACUAUGAUGGCGCGCUCGUCAUCUGAGGGUCAGCGACGAGGAACAGUCACCAGUACACCUGCAUCAUUCAAGAGAUAUGAUAUGUGUGCUGAGCAGAAUUGAUAUAAUUAGAGGU
Acaromyces ingoldii is the source of this 1200-nucleotide messenger RNA. RefSeq lists its product as hypothetical. The coding region runs from base 32 to 1111 and encodes 359 amino acids. Gene Ontology annotation, molecular function: carbon-sulfur lyase activity. NCBI's taxonomy places the organism in Eukaryota, Fungi, Basidiomycota, Exobasidiomycetes, Exobasidiales, Cryptobasidiaceae. The transcript has 3 exons. The record is from RefSeq and is a predicted model, not a curated record.